Molecule: messenger RNA, 414 nt
Organism: Penicillium soppii
Lineage: Eukaryota; Fungi; Ascomycota; Eurotiomycetes; Eurotiales; Aspergillaceae
Exons: 2
Coding region: 1-414 (137 amino acids)
Source: RefSeq, a predicted model, not a curated record
AUGUUGACCGACGGAGUCCCAUUUGACCAGGGCCGGUACGGUUAUCUCACCGACAUAACAGAUCUCACUCCACAAGAUCAGAUCACCGUGGCUCGGUUCGAAGAGGCCAAGAAGAAUUUUAUUUCCAGUGCUGAGGCAUUCCAGUCCUCAGAUGAGAACGCCCGGGCUUCCCAUGAAGAAGAAAAGAAUUCAGGCAUGACCGACAAGGGAUUUGUGGAGUGGGCUUUUCAGGACUAUCCAUCUUGGUUUCAAGCUGGUCAAGUAGUGCAAGCGAACGCCGCCCAGUUGCGUGGGGUUGGAAUUGAUGCCUAUGGACCGUCGUAUGGAGAGCAAGUCUCGACUGGAAUUCAGGAGCUACAGCGUGAAGGGUGGGAGAAGUUUGGCGGGGUUCCUACAAGCUUGUACUUGCUGUAG